Molecule: messenger RNA, 2037 nt
Organism: Boeremia exigua
Lineage: Eukaryota; Fungi; Ascomycota; Dothideomycetes; Pleosporales; Didymellaceae
Product: glycosyltransferase like family 2-domain-containing protein
Exons: 7
Coding region: 1-2037 (678 amino acids)
Source: RefSeq, a predicted model, not a curated record
AUGGCAAAGCCAGAUACUCGUAACCCUGGGUUGAUUCCAACGGCAGAUCUCGAGGUUCGAGAAGUUGAAGAUUUCGGAGCCAAAUUCGUGAAAUGUAGUGAAGAGCAUGCUUCGCACUACAAGAUUGUCACCGUCGACGGGUAUGAGAAAGACCUCUUCACACUGACUAAUAGAGAAAAAAGAUUUCUCAGGUUCAUUCCUAUCACAACCUUACUGCCAAUCCUCCUAAACAUCUACUAUUGGUGGAUCCAAUAUCGCUUGCUGUUGGCGUCGAGUGGAUCUUUUUCAAAUACAGCUUUCGUAGCUCGACGUGGCUAUGUAGUCCUCGAAAUGAUCACAAAUGUACCCGAGUACUGUAAGAAGCUUCUGGAUGCAUCAGUAAUAGCGAAAGGUUCUUGGAGGUCUCGGCUGUGGCUGUACGGCCUAGACGUCCCUUCAGUGGACAUUGCGAUAGUAUGCUGCAACGAAGAUCUGACUGUAAUACUGGACACAGUUCGGGCGGCUUUGAAUACAGACUGGCCGAGUGAUCGAAUGCGCAUCAUUGUCUCGGAUGACGGCGCUCAGAAAAACGUUCAACAAGGAGUCCAACAUCUGCAAGAACAAUAUCCUGGUACCCAUCUUUUCUAUACGGCACGUCAAAAAACUCCGUCGAACAGCCACAAAGCUGGAAACCUUAAUCAUGUACUCAACUUUACUGCUAAACUCCCAGGUGGACAAGCCCCCUUUCUUGCAGGAUUGGACGUUGAUAUGAUACCCGAAAGGAAAUGGCUUAGGGUACAAUUGCCACACUUGCUACUCGAUCCAGGGAUGGCAUUUACUUGCCCACCUCCCUGCUUUUACAAUGUUCCUACGAACGAUCCGCUCUCCCAGUCUUUGUUUGUCUUCAACAGAUAUGAGGAAAUUCUGAAGGAUGCGGCGGGUAUCGCAUGCUGUACAGGGUCUGGCUGGGUCAUGCGACUGACUGCAAUUGCUGAAAUAGGAGGCUUUCCUUCACAAUCCCUCACAGAGGAUCUCCUGUGCAGUCACCUUCUACUUGGCAAGGGAUGGCGGUCUGCAUACGUCCAGGAAGAGCUGCAGUGGGGUCUAGUCCCAGAAACAUACCACGCGCACAUCCGUCAGCGCACACGCUGGAGUACCGGCGGCGUACAAGCAGGCUUGAUAAUGCGGCUCUGUCUCUUCGGGGAGCGCGCACGCCAUCUAAACAGCUGGCAAAGAGCAUAUGGUUUCUGGUACCUUUACCAGAACAUAACUGCCACAUUAAGGGUGCUAGAGGUCGUCAAAACAGCAGUAAUGCUAAUUGCUGGCUGGCCUAUCGUUGUGUACACUCACGAAGAACAACUGAUGUCUCUAUUGAAGAUUAGCUCGGCGGCUCAUGCCAUUAAUUUUGUGCGUCAAUGUCUAAUGGCAACUGUCAAUGGAUACGCAGCGAGCUGCGGGGAGGCCAUGUCCCUCUAUUUUCUGAACACGUACUUUGCGAUAGACCACUGGAAAACAUUCAUAAUCCCGAAAUCGUUGGGUGGACGAUCUAGUGCCUUCUCCGCAAAAUUCCCGUCGACUGGGAGCUUAUCCGACGAACUUUAUGAGAGACAUCGUCCCUUCAGAGCUCCUCUGAGAGCGCGUUUAAAGUCAAUUUUAAUCACUGACGGUGGCAUUAUUCCUGUGGCAAUUGCUUUUUCCCUGGCUAUUGGGGUGCUCAUGAACUUCAGGGCUGCUAUCGAAUCGUAUGGCUAUGAUAUAAGGGCUUGCUUCUUUUAUCUUCUGCCACGAGUGCUCUGGGCCUCGUCUAUGUGGCCGACCUAUGCUGUGGCCUUUUCAAGACCUCUUUACUAUGCCAUUUUCCCACCGGAUAUGCCUGAACGCGAGAACCUUCUCAAAGGCGAUGCGGCAGGUGUUGCUCGCCCUAAAGAUCACUCCAAACUUCCGAAAUCUCCGAUCAGAGGACUUGGAAUAGAACUAGUCAAUUCUGGGUUCAAGCAGUCAAACUUGGUCGUCCAUUACGAUACUACCGCAGACUUUCUCGUUGAUGAUGUGAACUAG